UGCGUCAACUACGUUAUAUAAAAUUCAAAACAAUGACAAUACAUUACAAGACUUCAAUUUUGUUUAUUUUCUGUCAUGCCACUGUUCAAGAAGAAAGAGCAAAGAAGUGUUGAGGAUAAACGUGCAAUCGAGCGAAAAUUAGUUCUAGCUCAAGAUGAUCCAGAGCCGACAUUUGAUAUCUCUUCAUGUGGAGCCAAACAGAUUCCAGAAAGAGUUUACUCGAUGUGCAAAGUAUUGCAGAAAGAGGUGCUUCUCCUUCAUGAUAACAGUAUAAAAGAUCUUAAAAGUGGUGGUGAUCUCAAGAACCUUGCACAACUACGAGUGUUAGAUCUUCACGGAAAUUUAAUCCAGGAGCUGCCGGAAGAAAUAAAGUUUUUGACAAGUCUUCAGGUUUUAGAUGUCGCGAAUAACAGCUUGAAGUUUGUUCCUAAGGAAAUAAAUAAAUUAUCUUCUUUGCAAACUCUUAAUGUUCAAGGGAAUAAACUCAAGAUGUUACCAGAUGAGAUUGGCAACAUGAAGUCAUUAAGAACAUUAAAUAUAUCGCAUAAUUUUGUGACAAGGCUACCAAUAUCUCUGGCAAAUGUCAAAACAUUGGAGAAUUUGAUUGUUGAUGCCAAUAGUAUGGUGUUUCCAUCUCAAGAGAUAGCCACCGCAGGAACUGAUGAAAUGAUGAAAAGUCUUUGCACUGCUGCUGGCAUUGAGUACGUACCUCCAUCAAAAUGUCUCCUGCCUGUUCUGGAUGGUGGUUUGAACAUCAAGCUUCCUGAAAACAAUGCCGAACUUGAAGAUCAGCAUAUCCAGAAAAAGAUACAAGACCGGGAAAGAGAAAGAGCAGAGAAGCUUGACAAGUUAAUGGUGGAACAGCAAAUUCGUCAAGCUAAGGAGGAAGAAGCAUUACUAAUUGCAAUGAAUAAGAAACAACGAGAAGACAUGUUGAAAGCAUUAUCGCAGGAUGACAGCAAAGCAAAGGAGAAGCUUCUUAUUGAGCAAAUAAACAAAGAAAGGAAGAUGAAUCAUGCUUUGACCAGUAUAGCCAAAGAGGAGCAACUGGCAAAUGAAAGAGUGUCGGCCAUCUUGCAAAUGAAUGAUAGGACAAAGUAUUCAGAGCAACUACUUGAACAGAUGGAAAAAGACAAAAUUGCAAUGGAGAAUCUAGUUAAGGUGACGCAAGAGGACGCCGAAAAGCUUCGAAAGAAAGAAGUAUUGGCGGCCAUGAAUGCUUUGCUCGAAAAUGAAAACCAGGAAAAGUUGCUUGAGGAUUAUCUCAACAUGAAAAACCAAGCCAAUUCUGAAGCGAUGAAAUCGGCACUUGAUCACUCCAUGAAAAUCGACGAACUUCUCAUCGCAAAAGAUAAAGACUAUUCAGAUAUGUUGAAAAAUAUCGCAAAUGAGGACUUUGCUCAAAUGGAAGCUUUUCGUGUUCUCCAACUUCAGACCGACGAUAAACAUCUUCGAAUAACCACUCAGCUUGAGUUACUGGAACGCGAACUUCAACAGCUGAGUUUUUUGGAAAUGGAACGGAAGAAGGAGAAGAAAGAGGAUAAUAUGGCUGUUUUGGAAUCAAAUCGGCAAGCCCUUGCGGAAAUGUUUGUUCAGUUGAUGGAAGAACGGAGGAAAAGAGAAGAAGAAUUGGCCAAGCGACUGGUGGAGUUGGAAGAAAGAAGAGAGGGAGAGUUUGAAGAUUACUGGUUAAUUCAAUUCCAGCGAUUGAUGGAUCAGAAACCUGAAACACUUAUCAUCAAGGAAAACGGCUGUGAUGAAAACGUCGCUCAUGUCCUUGCUGAUGCGCAUGCUCAAGAUUACAUUGCCAACUUUGCUCGCAAUAAAAUUUCCUGGCAAAUUCUUCGCAAUCUGAAAGAUGAUGAUUUAAAACAGAUUGGUGUUCACGAAUUUGGACUUCGUUGGAAAAUCUUACAAGCCGUUCGGGUCUUAUUGGAUGAAGAAAAGAAAGCAGCCGAGAAAACGAAGAAAUUGGAAUCUGAGAGUGAACAUGUCAAGGCGAAGGAAAAUGCUUUAACGCCUGCUUUUAUUGUUCCUGCUUCACCAAGUGCACCAGCUGAACCAUCAAGUAUACCUGUUAUUGACUCCAUUGAAUAUAGCGAGGAAAAUUCUUGUGUUAUAUGUUUGGACGCAAAGCGAGAUGUCAUCUUUCUUCCUUGUGGUCACGUAUGCUGUUGCUAUAGGUGUUCGUCUGGCUUAAGCGAAUGUCCGAUUUGCCGUCAGAGUAUUACGAAGGUCGUGAAAAUGUUUAUGGUCUAGUUGAGCCUGCUUACAAUAUGAGUAAUGAACUGAUCAUUACUUCAUGUAUCCUUUGUUGAUGCAAUGGUUAUAGCUAUCAUUCAUACAUUGAUUAUGCAAUUGAAGUUUGAAUUACGAAUGAUCACGGAUCUGGAGAAUUAACGUAACUACUUUAUGUAACUCCAAUAUAAAACACUUGAAUGCUGGAACAUUGAGUGAACAUGCAAAUUGUGAAUAGAAAUUUUGAACAUGUAACAUAUCGCCUUGAUUAUAUUAUAUUAACCUCAAGCAGAUGCUUUGUAUAUUGGUAGUGUUACGUACUGUAAUUUUAUGUGUAUAGUUUAUGGUAAUCUCGAACAAAUAUAGUGUUCCCGUUUGAGACGGA
Molecule: messenger RNA, 2623 nt
Organism: Xenia sp. Carnegie-2017
Lineage: Eukaryota; Metazoa; Cnidaria; Anthozoa; Malacalcyonacea; Xeniidae
Product: E3 ubiquitin-protein ligase LRSAM1-like
Molecular function (GO): protein binding
Source: RefSeq, a predicted model, not a curated record